Achroia grisella is the source of this 2009-nucleotide messenger RNA. Its product is annotated as uridine 5'-monophosphate synthase-like. The transcript has 4 exons. The coding region runs from base 582 to 2009 and encodes 475 amino acids. Gene Ontology annotation, biological process: 'de novo' UMP biosynthetic process; 'de novo' pyrimidine nucleobase biosynthetic process. Lineage: Eukaryota; Metazoa; Arthropoda; Insecta; Lepidoptera; Pyralidae. Gene Ontology annotation, molecular function: orotidine-5'-phosphate decarboxylase activity; orotate phosphoribosyltransferase activity. The record is from RefSeq and is a predicted model, not a curated record.
UUUUUUUUAAGCUACAUGGCACUUAAACUCAACAAACGUUAUAAAAAAAAAUCGUUUGUGGUCCUAGCUAUUAUUAUACUUAUUAAGCAUUCAUGGGUAUUUUGUCAGUUAUUAUGUUUUUGUUACCAAGUCCUCUACACAUAAAAAUUAGGUUGAAAUACAUUCAACAAGCCAUUUUUUUUAAUAAGUUGUAAAGACGCUGAAUUGGAUAUUUUUUUAAAAAUCACAUAAUUUAGAAUAACUCGAAACAUAUAGAGGGUCAAAAUAAUUGCAUCUGAGCUCCUCUACCUAGUCCUGAUGGGAAAACGUCGAGUCACCAGUAACCUUGUAUACAUGAGUAAUAUAUUAGUUAUCUGUGGUAAUACCGAUGGACAGAAACAAAAGAUAGAUGCUGACUGUUAAAUAGUUCGUCCCGAAAAUCAUAGAUGUCCUAUAUUUUGUUACGAGUUGUUCUUCCCCUCCCCUGAAUGAAUGGAACUGAAUGGAACAUUCUUAGCAUCUUAGUACUGCGCUAACGCACAUACACACGUGGUAUAAUAUAAUUGUUGUUUACUAUCGUAAUUUUGUUUAAUCAAAUAACAAUGGCUUAUAAUACACUAGAAGAACUAGCAAUAAAGUUGUUUGAUAUAGAUGCAGUUAAAUUCGGGGAGUUUAAGACGAAGAGUGGAACUAUGACACCUGUUUACUUUGAUUUGAGGGUUAUAGUUAGUUAUCCGGACGUAAUGGAACUAUUAACAGUCCUGCUUUACGACAUUGUUAGUAACCAUAAAAAAUAUGAUCACAUAUGUGGAGUCCCUUACACAGCUCUACCAAUUGCUACUUUACUUAGUGUUAAGGUAAAGAAACCAAUGCUAUUGCGAAGAAAAGAGGCAAAAGCAUAUGGUACUAAGAAAAUGAUAGAAGGUCAUUAUAAAGUGGGUGAAACUUGUCUUAUAAUUGAAGAUGUAGUAACUUCUGGUUCUAGUGUAUUAGAAACAGUCAAAGAUUUAAAUAAAGAAGGGUUAAUAGUUAAAAAUGCUAUAAUUAUUUUAGACAGAGAACAAGGUGGCAGAAUGAAUCUUGAAUCCAAUAAUGUAUAUAUUGAUUCACUAUUUACAAUGACUGAGUUAAUUGACAUUCUCGAAAAACAUAAAAAGAUUACAAAAGAAAUGUCUAUAAAGAUUCACAAAUAUUUAAGAGAAGUUAAAGCACCAGUAACUAAAGAUUCAUUUGAGGACAGAAUUCGAAUACCUUUCGAGAAGAGAGCAGAGUUAUCAAAGAAUCUAGUAGCAAAACAACUCUUUAACAUUAUGUCUAUUAAAAAAACAAACCUAUGUUUAUCUGUCGAUUUGACAUCAACUGUAAAAAUUCUCGAACUUCUUGAAAAAGUAGGAGAAUACAUAUGCUUAGUGAAAACCCAUGUUGAUAUUAUAGAAGAUUUUACUUCUGAUUUCAUUUCUCGACUUAAACAAUUAGCGGACAGAUUUAAUUUUUUGAUUCUGGAGGACAGGAAAUUUGCGGAUAUUGGUAACACAGUAUCAUUACAAUAUCAAAAAGGGUUAUAUAAGAUUUCAGAAUGGGCAGAUUGUGUGACAUCUCAUUCUUUACCUGGAGAGGGUAUAUUGAAGGCUCUGAGCAGUGCAUGUACUGGAAUAGAAAACCGUGGUGUAUUUCUUCUAGCUGAAAUGAGCAGUGAGGGAAAUUUGAUCUCUGCAGAAUACAGAGAAGAAAGUGUGAACAUGGCUUCAAAGAAUCCAAAUAUAAUUACUGGUUUUGUAUGCCAAAAUAAGGAUACAUUUAAAGAUCCUGGGCUGUUACAAUUAACUCCUGGCGUACAACUCGAAAGUGCUAAGGACGAUCUGGGUCAAGUAUACAAUACACCAGAAAAAGUAAUUUUAGAAAAUGGUGCAGAUAUUGUGGUUGUUGGGCGCGGAAUAGUCAAUGCAAAGAGCCCAGAAGCACAGGCGGUCGUUUACAGAGAUGCUUUAUGGAAAUGUUAUUCAAAAAGAAUAUCAGGUAAAUUAGAGUAA